AUGAAGGAGACAGGCACAGAUGCGAAGGCAGAGAUGUCUUCAGUCCUUGCCUGUUUGCUGUUUUUCCUGGCAGGCUGCUUGGGAUGCCAACACCACACCUGUCGAUGCAUGGGAAGGGUCUUCAUUUGUGAGGAAAGCAAGGUGGUCCAUGUUCCCCGGGACAUCCCUACCAACACCACUGAACUGAGAUUUGUCCUCACCAAGAUGAGAGUCGUUCCAAAAGGAGCUUUUGCAGGACUUCUUGACCUAGAGAAAAUAGAGAUCUCACAGAAUGAUGCCUUGGAGGUCAUAGAAGCAAAUGCGUUUUCCAACCUUCCCAAACUACAUGAAAUAAGAAUUGAGAAAGCCAACAACCUUGUGUACAUUGAUGCAGAUGCCUUCCAACACCUUCCAAGCCUCAGAUAUUUGUUAAUAUCAAACACUGGCCUUCGGUUUUUACCUGCUGUCCAUAAGGUUCAGUCUUUCCAGAAAGUUUUGCUAGAUAUUCAAGACAAUAUCAAUAUACGAGUAAUUGAAAGAAACUCAUUCAUGGGCCUGAGUUCUGAAAGCGUGAUUCUAUGGCUAAAUAAAAAUGGAAUUCGGGAAAUUGAGAAUCAUGCAUUUAAUGGAACAUAUCUGGAUGAGCUAAAUCUAAGUGAUAAUCACAACUUAGAAAAAUUGCCAAAUGAGGUCUUCCAGGGAGCGAAUGGACCUGUUGUUUUGGAUAUUUCAAGCACGAAAAUCAGUUUCCUGCCAAGUCAUGGAUUAGAACUCAUUAAGACGCUAAGAGCAAGAUCUACACACAAUUUAAAAAAGCUUCCUGAUCUAAGCAAAUUUAGAUCUUUGAUUGAAGCAAACUUCACGUAUCCUAGCCAUUGCUGUGCAUUUACAAACUGGAAAAGACAAAACACCGAAUUACAUCCGAUAUGUAUCAUGUCUCAGGCCAAGAAAGACCUUAAGGAGCAGCCUGGCGAAAAGCUACAGAUACAAUCGGCAGCUGAAGAUUAUAUUUCAAGCUAUGGCAUAGGAUUUGAUCCAGCAGAGCAUGACUUUGACUACGGUUUAUGCAACGAAAUAGUUAAUGUAGCUUGCUCACCAAAACCUGAUGCUUUCAAUCCAUGUGAAGAUAUCAUGGGAUACAACAUUCUAAGAGUCCUGAUAUGGUUUAUCAGCAUUUUAGCUAUCACUGGGAACAUUGUUGUCCUCAUUAUUUUAAUAAGCAGCCAAUACAAGCUCACUGUACCUCGCUUCCUGAUGUGCAAUCUUGCAUUUGCAGACCUGUGCAUAGGCAUCUAUCUGUUGUUUAUUGCAUCUGUGGAUAUCCAGACCAAAAGCCAGUAUUACAACUACGCCAUAGACUGGCAAACUGGGGCAGGAUGCAAUACUGCAGGAUUUUUCACAGUGUUUGCAAGUGAACUCUCUGUUUACACACUGACUGUGAUCACCCUGGAGAGGUGGCACACCAUCACCUAUGCCAUGCAGCUGCACCGCAAGGUUCGAUUGCGUCACGCUGUGAUUAUAAUGGUCUUUGGCUGGCUGUUUGCUUUCACAGUAGCACUUCUUCCGAUAUUUGGAGUCAGCAGCUACAUGAAGGUCAGCAUCUGUUUGCCCAUGGAUAUAGAAACACCAUUUUCUCAGGCUUAUGUUGUAUGUCUUUUAGUGUUGAAUGUGCUCGCAUUUGUGAUUAUAUGCGUGUGCUACAUCUGCAUCUACUCCACUGUGAGGAACCCCAAUGUGAUCUCUUCCAACAGUGACACCAAGAUUGCCAAGCGCAUGGCCAUACUAAUCUUCACAGACUUCCUCUGCAUGGCACCCAUAUCCUUUUUUGCAAUAUCAGCCUCACUCAAGGUUCCUCUCAUCACAGUGUCCAAAUCCAAGAUCCUUCUGGUUUUGUUUUACCCCAUCAACUCCUGUGCUAAUCCUUUCCUCUACGCCAUUUUCACCAAGACUUUCCGCAGGGAUUUCUUCAUUCUGUUGAGCAAGUUUGGUUGCUGUGAAAUGCAAGCCCAGAUUUACAGAACAGAGACCUCCUCAUCUGCUCCUAAUUUCCACACAAGAAACAGUCAUUGCCCUCCUGCAUCAAAAAACAGUGAUGGCCCUAUUUAUUCAUUGGUUCCUCUGAAUCACUUGAACUGAAACACUUGCAUGUAUUUGUGUCUGAGGCAGUGUGAUAAUCACGUCCAACAGUGCUUUUGAAUAAUGACUUCAGCAUAGCAUGUAAAUUUAGGUUUAAUGAGGAAAGAAACAAUUAAUUCCACUUUGCUAUUUUUGUUCAGUGAACAACCAUCAGAGAUGGUACAUCAUCUUCAUCAGCUCUUGAAGACCAAAGUGCCAAAGUCUUCUCAUAGAAUUACCUUAAGAAAGAAUUAGAUCAUAAACCAGUAUCUCCCACCAUGCAGACAGAGAUUCCCUUCAUUCUAGGAAGAUGCUGGCUGCUUAUUGAGAAUUAAGUAGUGUUUAUAUACAAUUGAAAGAAGAAAAAAUGUGUAGAAAUGAUUUCUUUUUGUGUGAAGUGUGUUAUAACAAUGACAAAUAAUUAGGCUUUUUCAUUAAUUGUACUUCCUGGGCUUGCAGGAGACAGAAGGCCUACUUAAGCCCUCCUUGAGCAGACUUACUCGGAACGAGAAUAUCCUGUCUUGUUUCCAUUUCUGUUGACCACAGCAGAGGGACAGAAGACAUCUCCAGCUAUGUUGAUGUUUUCUGUUUCACACUGCAUGGACCUGCCUUACUCUGCACAGAAGUGUCGCUUUGGGUGGGUUUUGUGUUGAUGUAGAUCGGCAGACUCAGAGAAACAUUUUUCGUCUAAGUUUGUCUCUAGAAGUUGAUUUGAUUUGGGGUUUGUUUUCAAGGUAAGAAAGCACAAGAACAAAGGCAGGAGAAACCCCUUAUAAUAAGGAGGAUGUUCUCUCAAGUUGUUCUCACGGAGUUGGGUUGAAUUCACUUUUGUGUGUCUGGGCCCCUUGGAUAUGCCAGGAUGGGCCAAUGGGCUGCCGUAAGAUGAUACAAGAGGCAGGUUUACCAUACAGUAAUAUUAGUGCAUUAACCUGCCUGGCCUGUGUAAAGGACAAUGGACCUAGGUAUGGCUUUUGAAACUCUGAAUAAAAGUAUAAAAGUUUAUGGGAAAUCCUAAUUUUUUGUAAAAUAUUUUUAGGAUUUCCCCUUCCCUUCAGAAAAAAAAAAAAAUCCUUUGUGUCCACAUCCAGAUUUCCUGAUUUUAGAGGAUUUUUUACUGAGAUCUCAAUGAAUGUACAGACUUUUUACAUGAUUUGCAUAUUAAACUUUUUGAGGGUUAAUCAUUCCAAAUUACAUCAAAGAUUUAGGGAUGGGUAGGAUUUUCUCAUGCUGAUUGUGUGGAUAUGUGUGGAUAUGUGAGCAUAAAGAAAACACCAAGAGAGGAUUCUGGGCUUCAUUUCCCCCUCACAAACAGUUCACAGUUUUGCCCCAUGAGGUUAUAAAUCUUUGGAGUCUUCAUGGUUAAAAGCGAUGUGCUUUAAAUAUUUCCUACCUACAACUCAUAAAAUUUCAGUAGCAAAUCUCGAUGCUUCUAUCCAUAAUCUCCCAUCAUCAGCUUCACAUUUCAGCAUAUGAACCUGAUGUGAAUAACUACAGGAGGUGAUUAUUCAUUCAGUCCUAGCCGGGGAAGGAACUAUCAGCUCCCCAGUGCAUAAAACAAGGGAGAUAAAAAAGAGUGUGAUUUGGGGGUUGUUUUGGGAUUACACAAGUAACACUCCAUCCAAGAUCCAGGGGAAGGAAGAAUGAAAGAGAAGAGCGGAAAGACAGUUCAUCUCUGGGAAGAUCUUCUGAUUAUUCAAAGGAAUGAUUUUUUUCACAAAUACUUUAUAUCAUAUAUAGUGCAAUGGUGUGCAGCCAUUAAAACCCAUCCUGAUAGAAAUGACUGAAUGAUGAUGUUCCAAAAAGACAGAUACUCUAGUUACACUAAAAAAAGGCUCCUGAUUCUAUUCUUGGGCCAAAAAUGAGGAGUGUUAUUUGACAAAUACUACCCCAUUUUUGUUGAUAAAUAGGGAAAAUUCUUGUAGUGCAUCACGUCACGCUUUUUUGCCUGGGCACUGUCCAUUUGCCAAGGAUGAGACCUGGUAGUUCAGGAAAGCACAGGCAUGAUAGUCUAGAAGCCAGUUUUGUAAGUAGUCUUGUCAGGCACAUGGGCUUGAUACAUCUGAUCUACUUCGUGCAAACCCAUUGCCCAGACAUUUGCAGAAUUAGGACGCAGUUAAAUAUGCUUUACAAAUUAGCAUCCCUGAAAAGAGACCUUGCAGGAUUGUAUCUUGUGUACAGAGUCAGAUCAGCACCAAAGGGACGAAGCCACCUUAGCCCACAGCUCUUCCUCCAGAGGAUGUCAGAUUUGAUACUUGAAGAGCAAAUAGAACCUGCAUAAUUGAACACCUUGCCUUGUCCCAGGCAAGAGGACAUGUCAUCCUGCCCAUGCUGCUCAGGAGCUCUGGUGGCAACUCAGGCUGUGGCAGCACCUCCAAAGAUGGGAGAUUGACCGUGCAGUUGCCAAGACAAAAACCUCCUUCUUCUAGUCCUUAGAACCCCUUGACUUUAACUUUUCUUUGGAUUUUAAUAUUCUUAAUUUUCCAGAUUUUGAGACACAUUGUGUGAC
Messenger RNA from Corapipo altera (White-ruffed manakin), 4600 nucleotides. RefSeq names its product follicle stimulating hormone receptor (gene FSHR). The coding region runs from base 1 to 2115 and encodes 704 amino acids. Gene Ontology annotation, molecular function: protein binding; G protein-coupled receptor activity; follicle-stimulating hormone receptor activity. The record is from RefSeq and is a predicted model, not a curated record. Gene Ontology annotation, biological process: follicle-stimulating hormone signaling pathway; male gonad development. Lineage: Eukaryota; Metazoa; Chordata; Aves; Passeriformes; Pipridae. The transcript is spliced from 10 exons. Gene Ontology annotation, cellular component: membrane.